UAGAUGCCAGGAAUUCAGUUCGGGACCCCAUUCCCCCGCAGCUACACCCAAGAAGAUCUCCGAUUAGAAAUGUCCCGUCAUGGUCAGCACUACAUGAGCGCCAGAAGCGUGUCGACAAAGGACCUGGACGAUCCUGAAUCGGGAGGAGAUCGUAAGAGUAACGACCGAAACAUAGUUCCCAAGACGGUGGGCCAUGGACGGAACGUCCAGGAAACUCCAGGAUACAGGGGAAAAUACAGCAAGCAUUUACAAGAUGAUCUCCAUUCGGGAAAUGAGUUGGGAGGUAUGCCCAAGGAUACAGAGUACAUUUCAAGUGAUCCCGAUGACUCGCAGUCCUGGUCUCAGGAAAGCCUGCUAUCCAGUGAUCGUUCCAAAAGCUAUAGUCAGAUAUGUAGCGAAAUCUUGGAAGAGUCUAAGGAGCGACAAGAGAAGGCUGAGCGAGCUUUUCGGGUCUACCAUAUAAACAGAUCCAAGCUGCGUAGGUCGCAUCAACAAUCCUUGUCCAGGGGUCCGGGAAGUGGGAGCAGCAUGGCCUCGGAGUAUUCGAGUAAAUCGGGAGCAGGCUACCACGACUACGACAGUCCUUCGACAGACCCUUCGCGAGAACCAGUUUUAAAAACUCGUGAGUCCUUCGGCUGCUUGGAAGAACCACUUAAGCCAGUGGCAAAUAUAGAUAUGUGGACUAGACCAAAACAGUUCAAGGUGGAGUCAUAUAAAACAGAAAUAAAAGAAAGGCGCAGUUACCGCAAAACUCAAGAAGCCAGCCACUCGUAUUCAUGUCCAUUGGAAAGUAGGAUUUCAAAAGGUUCGUCAGUUACCAGGCACAGAGCAAGAUCAUGCGUCUGCGCCCAAGAGUCCUCGGCUUGUAGCCUUUGCACUGCCCACUCCAGAUCAAGAAAGCGCCAUUCCGAGCGCUUCGACGCAGAGGUGACUGAUGGACCCGAUUACCCUGCAGACUGCAGAAGUGACAUUCCUACCACUGCGACAUCGCAAUCUCGCUCACAAAGAGAUUAUCUUUCGAGCUGCAGCACACGCCAUCGUCAUCAUCCUCAUUAUCAUCGCCAGAGGAGUGUGCCAAAGACGUAUCAAGAUCGUGGAAAUAGUCCCAUUAACAUCAAGACGAGGCGCAGGACGCACGACAACCAGGAACCUCACUCCGCAUUUGGCAGCGAGAAAGCGAAGGCGGUUCAGGUCGGAAGAUCAAGUGCCUCCAUUGGGGUGCAAUAUCCCAGUCAGGACGAGACCGCAGAUUGGACUGAUUGGACUCCAGAUACAACGCAUGGUGACCGACAGCUCAAAAGUCGUAAUGGCAAUUGCUCAAGAUCAUCAGAAAAAAAACGGGAUAUAUCUGAUGAGCAACGUCCAAUAACGAUAAGGGAUACACAUGCUAAGGAUGUCGACAUACCUGUUUCAUUUGGAUCAUUUUCCAUGAAGAAGCAUCUUAGCGUCAUUACCGAGGUUGCAUCUGAACACCACGAAGAUCCAGAUCAAGAUAUGAUCGAUAGUGAGCUAAGUAAUCCCGUUGCUCUCGAGACUUAUGACGAAAGUGAACAAUAUGCUUAUGAUUAUGAGUAUAGCUACGAACCCGAGAUAAUCAAAAAUAACGAAUUCGUUUCCGAUGACUCUGAUCCUAGGGUAUCAAGUCAGGAAGGCUAUCAUAUCGAUCAAGAAGACUAUGUAAUAGAUAAGCAAGAGAUGAGCCACGGAGGUGGGUCAGACGCAUCUUCGAGUGAAGUAGCCAAGUCGAAAAGCUUCCUCAGCCUCAAGAUAUACGACGCUGACGAAGCCCUGAUGGAAAUCCCAGAGGACUUCGAGGGCCCUGCAAUAGUUCUAGAUGAUGAUGCCGACUUCUUAGACAUCACACUGACCGACGACGAGGAGAAGAUUCGCGCCAAGUUGAUGGCAGCGGCACUCACUACCAGAAAGAGUACAUCCUCCAUCAGCCCCAAUAGCAGCAGUCUUAGGAACCGUCCGCCCACAGAGCCGAUUAGUCUGAGCUAUAAGCCCAAUGUUAUCUUCACUCGUCGAUCGGAGGUGAUCGAAGAUAACUAUGCUCCUCGUCCGAACGAUCGCGUUGCCCUGCUUGCGGAGAAAUUCCUGCAAAGCUUCAGCGAAUCUGCCACUAAUGAUUAUGGAUGGAAACCCUCUGAACAGGAGGUGACCUCUGCAGACUCUAUUUCGCAAUUGUUCAACGAGAAUGGGGUCACCAAAAGCGGAGGCGAUACUCCACUUUGCGGGGACCGUCAGCUGCUGUCCGUGGAAUUCAACAGGAAGCUGCAACGUCAGCUCAAAGUGAUUGUAGAGAGUUUCCAGUGAAAUUACUUGGAACUUAUAUUUUCUAUUUGCAAUUGCGUGUCAGAAAAUACAUAGCGGAGUUCGUUGACCGCCUAUGAAAGUUCUGAA
Drosophila sechellia is the source of this 2403-nucleotide messenger RNA. RefSeq names its product labial associated factor (gene laf). The transcript is spliced from 3 exons. NCBI's taxonomy places the organism in Eukaryota, Metazoa, Arthropoda, Insecta, Diptera, Drosophilidae. The record is from RefSeq and is a predicted model, not a curated record. The coding region runs from base 4 to 2316 and encodes 770 amino acids.